Eriocheir sinensis (Chinese mitten crab) is the source of this 3095-nucleotide messenger RNA. Its product is annotated as neprilysin-1-like. Lineage: Eukaryota; Metazoa; Arthropoda; Malacostraca; Decapoda; Varunidae. The record is from RefSeq and is a predicted model, not a curated record. The transcript is spliced from 6 exons. Gene Ontology annotation, biological process: protein processing. The coding region runs from base 158 to 2677 and encodes 839 amino acids. Gene Ontology annotation, cellular component: plasma membrane. Gene Ontology annotation, molecular function: metalloendopeptidase activity.
UCAAUAGGUAGAUAGAAACACAGGAAACAUGAAAGAAACAGACAGAUCAACAAUAAGAGAGAAUGAUGGCAACCCCGCUGGUGCUCAUAUCAUCCCGCACACCUGCUAUAAGUUAUCUGUGUACGCCUGAGCUCAUCACAGACCGUCGAUCAAGGCCAUGGAGUUGCCGACUAUAAGCAAUAGCCGCAUGGAGUCCCCGGGAAGGGUGGAGAGACAGGAAAGGGUGGAGAGACAGGAGUCGGGCGUGCAGGGGCUGUGGCGGCGGAGGACUAACCUGGAGAAGGCGCUGGUGGGCGUCUGCUGCGUGGCCCUGGUGGCUUGCGCGGCCCUGGUGGGGGUUAUGACCGCCUCUUCGUCCUCUUCUCCCUCGGCUGCCACACUCGCGGUCCCGGCACCACCACAGGCUGAGGAGCCGAUGCCACAGGCUCAGCCGCUCGUGAUGGUGCAGGAGAGCAAGGCGGAGACCCAACCACUUCCCGCCUCGCCCCAGAAGAUCAAGGAGAAGGAACCUGUCCAGGAUCUCCAUCCGGCCCAGGAGGCGCCGCAACCCGCCAAGUCGUCGCGGCUGCCGGUGGUGCGCGGUACAUCCUCCAGUGGCAAGGAGGUGGAAGUUUGCGACACGCAGGAGUGCACGCUGGCCGCCGCCAGCAUCAUCGAGGCCAUGGACACCUCUGUUGACCCCUGUGACAACUUCUACCAGUUCGCAUGCGGCGGCUGGAUCAACAGCAACCCGGUGCCCGAGGACUCAUCCCGCUGGGCUCAGUUCGACGUGCUGGCCCGCGAGCUGUCCAACGCGUUGGGCACUAUCCUGGAGGAACCCAUCGACGCCCAGGACCCUGCGCCCAUCAACAAGGCCAAAAAAUUCUACCUGGGCUGCAUGGACGAGCCGCAGCUGGAGGCCCGGGGCGUCACUCCGCUCACUGACUUCCUGGACCAGUUCGGCGGCUGGCCCAUGACCAUCAACGCCUGGGACGAGACCGCCUUCGAUUGGCAGGCCACGGUGGCCCAGAGCAGGGUGCAGGCCGGGUCCGACUCCCUGGUGGACGUGUGGGUGUUUGCCGACGAGAAGGACACCUUCUCCACCACCCUUUACAUCGACCAGACGUCCCUAGGUCUUCCUCGCUCCGUGCUCGUCAACCCAGACAACUACCAGGAGCGCAUCGAGGCCUACAAGACCUACAUCGCCGCCACGGCUAACAUUCUGGUCGAGGCACUGGGCCAGGACGGCAGCCAGGUGGCCGCCGACGUGGAGGACGUUUUCGCCUUCGAGACGAGCCUCGCCGAGAUCACCACCCCGAGCGAGGACCGCCGGAACAUCGACCGUAUGUACAACCCCAUGACGGUGACCGAGCUGAACACACUGACGGGCGCUGACUGGCUGCCGGUGCUGGUGCCCAUGUUCGAGGCCAGCGGCGUGGCCGUGGACGGCAACACCCGCGUCAUCGUGCAGGAGCAGGCCUACAUGUACAACGUGACGCAGCUGCUUCAGACCACCAGCCAGCGCACGGUGUCCAAUUACUUGAUGUGGCGCCACGUGAAAAGCCUGGGAGACGAGACGACGCAGGCCAUGCGCGACGCCUCCUUCCAGUACGACAUGGUGGCCAACGGCGUCCUGGCCGAGGAGCCGCGCGCCACGCAGUGCGCGGACUCCACCAACGACUACCUGGGGCUCGCUAUCGGCACCAAGUACGUGGAGACCUACUUCUCACAGCAGGCCAAGGACGAGGUGAACGCGAUGGUGGAAGACCUGCGCGUGUCCUUUGAAGGCCUGUUGGAGGUGAACGAGUGGAUGGACGACGCCACCAAGCCGCUGGCGAUGGAGAAGGCGGAGGCCAUCACCAAGUUCAUCGGCUACCCGGACUGGUACGGCAACACCACCGCCCUCGAGACCUACUACGCUGACCUCGCUGACCUCGAUCAGCUGACACACUUCGCUAACGUCCUGGCCCUCGAGUCGUGGUGGUCCGUCACCGAGCUCAAACGGCUGGGCAAACCGGCGCAGCGUGACCUGUGGGAAAUGCCGCCCACCACUGUCAACGCCUACUACAUGCCCGAGUACAACAGCAUCACCUUCCCUGCCGGCAUCCUGCAGCCGCCCUUCUACCGCGCCAACUCCCUCAUGGCCCUCAACUACGGAGGCAUUGGACAGGUGAUCGGCCACGAGAUUACUCACGGGUUCGACGACCAGGGGCGCCAGAACGACAAGGACGGGAACGCGGUGCCCUGGUGGACCAACGCGACGCUCGAGGCCUUCCAGAUCCGCGCCCAGUGCAUCGUCGACCAGUACGACAGCAUCCGCCUGCCUGAACUGGACGGCCUGCUGCCCAACGCAACCCUCAACGGCGUCAAUACCCAGGGUGAGAACAUCGCGGACAACGGAGGCAUCAGGGAAGCACUUCUGGCCUACAAACUCUACACCGACCGCAACGGGGAGGAGCCAAGACUGCCGGGCCUGACUGAGUACACGCCCGCCCAGCUUCUCUUCCUCAGCAACGCCAACAUUUGGUGCACGUCCAUCACCGACGAGGGGCUCCUCAACCAGGUGCUCACGGACCCACACUCCCCAUCAGAGUACCGCGUGGUUGUCCCAAUGAGCAACAUGAAGGAGUUUUCGGAUAUCUGGGGAUGUCCUGCUGGCUCCGGCAUGAACCCCAAUGACAAGUGUGUGGUGUGGUGAUGAGAGUGGCGGUGAAUGGUGGUGGUUGUGGUGGUUUGAGUGGUAAUUGUGGUGGCAUUGAUGGAUGGGUGUUGUGGUGAUGAUUGGCGAUUGGUGAUGAGACUGGUAAUGAAAGGUUGAGGUGAUGAGUAUGCUGUGACUGCGGUUGUGGUGAUUUGAUUGGUGGUUGUGAUGGGCGGUGGUGGUGGUGGUGAUUUUGGUGUUGUAUGGUGGGUGUGGUGGUGGUGGUGAUGAAAGGUGUGCGUGGUGAUGAUGGGGGACGAGGAUGCUUUGAUUGCUAGAGCUUGUGGUGGUGAUGAUGGUGGUGGUGAUGAAGGAUGGCGUGGGUGGAGGUGACUGGUGAUGAAGAGUGUGAUGGCGGUGAUAAUGAUGGUGCUGUAUGGGUGAUAAAUCCUACGAACAAACUUACUAUAACAUC